AUGUCUUUUUACACACACACGAUCGCUAUCCUUAUGCAGGUCGAGUUCUAUUUCAGUCCCUUCAAUCUCCCUCAGGAUCGCCACCUGCAGGACAUUAUGGGUGCCGAUGGCUGGGUGCUCCUCGCUGAGGUAUGCAGUUGGCCGAGGAUGGCCCUCUUAGGAGUCUCAGAUCCGCUCGACGUUGCCAGAGCACUUGUUGCUUUCUCUCACGCACUUGAGGUGGACACAUCUCACAAGUUCAUCCGUCUCAGGUCGCAACCAGUUUAUGUCUUACCCGAUUCACUCCAGUCUCCAUGCCCGCCGCACGCCUUCCACGCAAUGCACCCGUGCUCGCAGCCAGUGCCAUGCAUACCCGACUUCCAACCCAAUUCGGCGCAGCAGCAGGGUUAUCCUCACAACACUGGGGUCCCAUUUCCACCGCAGUAUGCCUCUUCUACUGAGCAAUUCAUCGUUUCAGCCAAUGUCAGGCAACCGCACUUUCUGCCGCCUGGUUCUUUUCCCAUGGAGGCGUCACAGGAUCGAGUCAACACCUUCAUGCCGCACAUCUCAAUGCAUCCUGGGAAUUCGACUAUAACGGGGAACAAUGGGCAUCUAUCCUGCCAGCACCAGGAAGAGUUGGAGAGAGCUUCACCGCAGGCAAUGCAGCCCACACGGCAGCCAUUGUCAAACAUUAUGUCGUUCUCAAGUGAAUCCAUUACGGAAGGCGGGACAAGUCCUCGCCGUCACGGACAUAGCUGCCCAAGUGUCGCAGAAUGUUCGCUCGAGAAGCUGGGAGUGGAUGAAGGUAACACAGAUCCUUCAGCUGUGACAUUGCAAGCCAGCCAUUACCUGAACGAGCCCGUCAAACGCAUGCAUGAGGCCCUCACGAUAGCGACCCCGCAAAUGGAGGCACCGCGGAAACCGCAAUCUAGACCUGUUCCCGAAAGGCCCCAGCAGAUGAUUCACCCCAACGAAGACCUGUGCUCAAAGCCGACGGCCACAAGGGUGCCUCAUCACCGUGUGGAGCAGCGAUCUUUCGCUGACCAAGACCCCAGCCGGCGAAUGCCUCCUACACUGGGGCAUCAUAGCUCGAUUCGGUUGGAUCACUUCACAGCUCAUCGAAUAGAGACGCACGGACGACAAUCGGGGAUCGAAGUUCAUCGCAGCUCUCAAGGUCACUACUGCAAACGAAGGGGGGCUGCAAUCGAGCGUGUGGCCUCGGAUGUAAGCUCGGAUGAGAACUCGAGUACGAAUCGUGGCCAUAUGAAUACAUCCACUGCAGGAGUGCAACUUCAUACCAAGGCCAUACAACUCAGGCACGAAGCGAAGGGUCGCUGUCGUCGCAGCGUCGAGACUUCAGUUCAAACAGCUCCAAAGGUUGUUUACGACAUCUCAAGUUGGAGGACAACACAAGAACGUUUUCGUUCAAUGGAUCUCGAUCAGUCCUGUAGUGCAAAACGAAAGGGACCGCACCGUUCGCGGCGUUGGAACAGAAGAGACGGCCACCACGAUCCUCGAGACAGGUACAGAAGGGCUGAGGCGCCCAAAGACAGAUCGCCGUUUUGUGAAGCGGACUUCCCUCCGCUGCGGCAGAAGGCUCCGCCGCCACAGAAGGAGACCAGUGCGCCCCGCGGAUGCUCUGCCAAGGGAUUGAAAGAGUGCACAUCACGGCCAUACUCACCCGGGGUGGUGUGGGCAAAAAAGCCAGUGUCAGUCGGGCAAAAUCCACCCGCGUCACACAGGAAUGAUACUCGAGCGCAUCAAGUCACAGAGGGUGGCGGGAGGCGCCGGUGA
Molecule: messenger RNA, 1773 nt
Organism: Chondrus crispus (carragheen)
Lineage: Eukaryota; Rhodophyta; Florideophyceae; Gigartinales; Gigartinaceae
Exons: 1
Coding region: 1-1773 (590 amino acids)
Source: RefSeq, a predicted model, not a curated record